UGGUUGGCGGCGCUGCCGGAGGUCUCUCUUGCCGCCGGUGCCUCUCUAUGGUGGCAGCCCCGCAGCGGCGCGGCGCCCAGCGGACGGAGCCCCCCGCCCGGUACCCGCCGCGUACCCGCGCCGCGCCCGCGCCAUGGCGGCCCGCAGCUCCCCGCCGCCCUCGGCGGGCGCCUGAGCCGCAGCGGAGCCCAGGAGCCUACCCUAUAUUCAUAUCCUGGAUUUUGCACGCAUAAAGGACUACCUCUUUCUGACCUGGUUGUUAUCCUUGUUGACACCUUAGGAAAAUGCAAAUAGUGUGAUGGUCAAGUACAUCUUCAGCAUCUGAUACUUCCCGUUAUUCUUGGCUGUGAUGAAAUGAGGACACUCAUUCUGGCCAUCUGGUGAUAAUAUUCCACAUUUCUUCAGGGAUGUCUUGGGUUGCAGAUCAAUGGAAAAAGCAAGCAGUAGUAGAGAAAUUGCUCUUGCACUUUCUCAAAAGAACUAGUUACUGUGUUGUCUAGAGUUUCUCCAUCAUUGCAUCUUCAUUUUGGAAGUAAAUGUAAUUGUUUGUUAAAUAAGAUCAAUGAUCUUUCUUGUAUGCAGAAAGUAAGUUGCAAUAAUAACAAUUUGCCGUGCACAUUUUCAUUUUGAAUGGCCAUUAUAGUUUUCACAUUGCUAUGUAUUUAUUUAUAAAUAUGAAAUGAGAUACUAAUAUUUAAAUGUCCUAUAAUAUAUCUUCACUCUGGCUAUAAGAAAGAUCAUCAGAUUUGUUUUUUCUUCAAAGAAAUACGCGUGUUAGGUUUUGUCAUUCUUCAAAUUAUACAGUUUCAGCUCUUCCUUUUUUAUUUUUCUUUUCUAUCUAGCAACAAAAGCCACAACUCUCUAAUAUAUAUAUAAUACAUAUUGUUUUAAAAAAUCCUGUUUCCUUUUAACAGUAUCAGCACUUUUUUUUUUCUAGGACUAGUUGUCCUAGAUGUUGGUUAUAUUAAAAAUACUAAAUAUAUAUAAAAGGGACAAAAGUCACACAACAUUAAAGAAAAAUAAAUUCCCUUAAUCCUAGGUACUAUCUACUUUUUACCAGUCUUUAAAAUUAAAAGUUGCUAAAUUUCUUCUUUAAAAGGAUGGCGAUUCCACAUCUCUUGACAGCUGGCUUGGUUGUUCAUAUGGCAACCAUUUCUAGGCUGAGCAACUGUUACCACAUGCAGUGCUGUUCCUUCCCCUCUAAAACUCUUACCUUUCUAGGUUCUCUUAUUUGCAUACACUGUGUGUGUGUGUGUUGUGCGCAAAAGAAAAAUACACGUUUGUAAUUGAUUAGUGUCUGGUAGGGUGUAAUGAAUCCUCCUGUGCCUUUAACACCUGUUACAUUAUCUCAGGAAUAUCUGUGAGAUAUUUCUGAGAUCAGUAAAUGAAGUACUACGCAAUAUAUUCAGUAAGCGUUCACAAAAACCAUUAGCUUUCCAGGAUAGAGGAGCUGAGUGUCAGUAUGAGGGUGGUUUUUUUUCAUUUGUGCCCUUUUCAAAUUUUGGCUUCUUCCUUUUUUUUUUUUUCAGUGUUCAGUCCCAACAGUUUUGUUUAAGGUAGUGUUUCCUUAGUAAGGGCUGAUGGAAGAAAGUCACUGUAUGCACGUACAAAAAUGAGCAACUAAAAGAGUUGUUGAAAUUAUAUGAACUACAUGAAAGAAAACACUGAAGAACAUGGACUUUUUAAAAUUGAAAUUGAUUUACUUCAAGUAGAACUGAGUGCCAGGGUAUUUCUGUAACACACGUACUGUCUGUAUUCAAACAAACCUAACUAAUUUUUUCAAUUCAGACUUCCUUUUAGCCACUUGGCAAAUAUUUUCCAUCCUAUUUUUAUUUGUACUAUAAUCACCAUGAUUUUAUAUGCCAGUUGCAUUAAUCUGUGUGGCAAUUGAAAUUGAAGCACUUCCAUUUAUCAUUUCUUUUUAAUUCAGGUCUGCACAAUUCUGCUUAGUGUUGGCUUUUAUGUCAACUUUGGACAAAUAGAGAAGGGAGGAAGGAUAUGCCUGGCAAGAAGCAAACUUUUUUCUUCGUAUGUUUUUGCAUAUGGUUCGUUUCAAUGGCAAAACAGUAAAUAGAAUAACUGCAUGAGAAUGGUCUUUUAAAUAUAGCUCAAAUCACUAGUGGGCUUAAUUCCAGUUUUGUUUAUAAAUAAGUGUUACUAGUUGCAUUUUUUAGGCAGAGCUCAAGUUCGUUCUCACUGGAUUUAGCUGUGCUUCUGUAACUUCCUGGUGCCUUGGCAGCAUCAAAAGGAUUAACAGCAAUAUUGAAAACAUGGAGGGGAGGGGGGCAGCAGGGGGUAAAAAUCCUGUUAAAAUAUCAAGUGCAAGACUAUUCUAAAUUCUUUGAACUAGCUCUUUUUGGAUUUUCAUCCUCUGAGUCACAAGGGUUGUGGAAAGGAGUAGAUUUAAAGGCUACUUUUAUUUGGAGAAGUACUGAAUUUCAGACUGUAAACAAAAGUUGAUCAGCAUGAGCUGCAAGGGCUCUCCAGCCUCUCAGCUAGAGAGGGACUAUCAUUAUAGCCACAUAUAUUAUGUUGAAAGGAAAUGACUUAAUAUUUUCUAUCAAAAAGUUAGCUUCCUCUAUAUAAAAUGUCACUUGUCAAAAGCAUCUUUUCCUCGUUUUGCACGAUCUAAUAGGAAACACCUUGUUCAAAUGCAUUCAGUUCUCUGUUUUCCAUGUGUUAGCUGUUGAAAGGAUAAGCUGUUGUCUACUGAUAGGAGCAAAAGAGUAGUGGUAGGACAUCCUGGUUUUUAAUUAUUGCUGUUAAAACUAAUUCCUCAUUGGCUUUGGGCAAUUCGCUUUAUCCCGUUUUAUUUGAUGUGCCAUUUAAUCCUUGAGCUGGGAAGGGCAGCAACAGUUAGUAUUUCAUCUGCUGGGAUGAGUAAGAAUUAAACCUUUAAUGUGGUGUCUGGGAUUUUUUUCAACAAUUUAGAACAGUUACCAUCUAUAAAUUGUUGCUAUUGUAUUGGUGUCUGUAAAGAAUAUAUUCUGGUUCUGAUUCUUGCUGUCUGUCCUCCUGUUAACUUCUCAUUUCAUGUUUAACUCUCCUUGAAGGCAAGGAGCUAGAAUAAGGAGCAUACUUCUAAUGAACAGAUAGAUUCUGCAGAAUCUAUCUCCUCUUGAGAUCCCUUAUUUGUCUUACGCUUAAGGAAAGCCAUUUCUCUUGUUUGGUUGCCAGAGGAAGACACAACUUACGCCUUUCCCACUUUGUACAAUUCAUUAGUCUUCUAGACUGACUUUUUAAGGUGCGUGUAUGCUAAAGGACAGGCAGUACUUCUUAGCAGGACUGGUAUGGCUGGAAAUGGCUAACAAGUCCUUCGGGUAGCAAGCAGAAACUGCGUUGUCCUGAGUUUGCUUCUGCAUUGCCCGUCUGGCUGCGGCUCAUCACCUCCAUGUGCUUACGGGGAACUCCUAAAACAUCCUGCUUGGAGACCCCCGGGCACCUGGCACACCGUCAUCGUAACGCUCCCUUUCCAGUUUCCUUUACAGAGCACGUGUAGGUUGAAGUGGUAUCUGAGGGCAGGUGUAGCUGCCCGUGUCUCGCCGCUCCUGUAGAACCAGUAGAGCAGUACUUGGUGGAGUGACCCAGGAACACCUGAGUGGAGAAGUAAACUCGUGCUAGUAAGGGGCAGACUACCCAAGUGAUGUUUGUGCACUUCCUGGCACCUGUUAGCUUAGCAAAAUUGAUGUUGUGUUAAGGAUUGUGCUUUAGAAAUAAACUUUUCAGGAAUACUAGCAGAAAUAAUUUUAGGACAAGUAUAAAGGGCAGUCAUGGAGAGUGACUAAAGCCUGUGAGCCCUCUCUGAAGCAGUGAAAAAAGAGAAGUGGACAAUUAGGAAGAGUUAAUGCUGGAAACUCUCUGCUGGCUGUGUGCCCAACAGCUAGCCAGAAUAGAUGGCUAGCAGCAGUUGCAGUAGCUGGAGUGCAUGUGAGCACGGAUAGCUUCUGUGCUGACCUCUCCACCUCUACAGUCCUGUGCCCUUCCCUUUUGUUCCCUGCGAAAUGUACGAAUGGACAAAGAAGUUGAAGAAAAUCCUGGAAUUGACACCUUCUUUCCAUUUCCUUAGAUCAGCUCUGCAUACACAUUUGGCUUCAGAACAGUGUCUGAGUGAGUCCUUGGUGAAAGGAACAUAAGAGUCAUACCUUUUUCCCCCUCAGAAUUAGUGAAAUUGAUUUUUAAUAUGAACAUUUUAAUUAAGAAUUAUUUUGUGCCUUGUACAAAAAGUAGAUACAGGAGUUUUCGCUUCAUGAUGUGGCCUGUAUCUUAUUAAAGAUCCCACCACUCACAGCCAUAGAAUUGUAGGAUGGGUAAGGUUGAAAGGGACCUCUGGAGAUUUUCUAGUCCGUUCCCCACCCUGACUUAAAGCAAGGUCAGCUGGAGUGGGUUGCUCAGGACUGUGUCCAGUCGGGUUUUGAGCAUCUCCAAGGAUGGCAGCUCUACAACCUGUUCUGGGCAACCCCAUUCCAGUUUUCAAUUGCGCGUACAGGUGAAGCUUCUUUUUAUGUUUAAGAAGUGUUCCUUAUACGCAGCUUGUGUCCAUUGCCUCUCGUCCUUUCAUUAGAUACCACUGAGAAGAAACUGACUCGUCUUUACUUCCUCCUAUCACAUUUACAUAUGUUGAUGAAAUCUCCCCUGAGCCUUCAGGCCAAAGAGUCACAGCUCCCUCAGCCUCACCUCCUCUGCCGGAUGCUCCAGUCCCUUAAUCAUCUCUUUGGCCCUGUCCUGGAGCUGCUUCAGUACGUCCAUGUAUUUUUUCCAUAGAGCCCUGAACUGUACCCAGCACUCCAGAUUUGUCUUGCCAGCGCUGAGUAGGGAGGAAGGAUCACCUCCCUUGACCUGCUCAUCCUAAUGUGACCCAAGAUGCCAUUGGCAUUCUUUGUCAUGAAUGCACGUUGUUGGUUCAUGGUCUGUUGCUGCCCACCAGAAGCCCAGGUGCCAUUUCUGUAGGGCUGCUUUCCAGCGGGGUGGCCCUUGGUCUGGAUCAGCACAUGGGGCUGUUCCUUCCCAGGUGCAGGACUUUCCUUUUUUUUUUUUUUUUCCCUUUGUCAAACUGCACGUAGUUCCUGUCAGUCCAUUUCCUCCAGCCUGUUGAGGUCCCUGUGAAUGGCAGCACAACCCUCUGGCGUAUCAUCCACAAACUUACCACGAGUUGACUUGUCACCCAGGUCGUUAAUGAGGUUAAUGAAUAGUACUUAAUGAAUAGUCAUUAAUGACUAGUACUGGGCUCACUGUCAACUCCUGAGGAUACACCACUCAUGACAGGCCUCCAGCUGAACUUUAUUUGGCUGAUCACAGCCCUCUGGGCUCAGCCAUCCAGCCCGUGUUCAGUUCACCUCACUGUCUGUUCAUGUAGCCCGUACUUUGAAUGCUUGUCUAUAAGGGAGUUAUGGGAGACAGUGUCAAAAGCCUUACUAAAGUCAAGGUAAACACCAUACACCGUUCUCCCCUCAGCCACUGAACCAGUCAUGUCAUUGCAGAAGGCUAGUAAGUUGGUUAAGUGCUAUUUACCCGUCAUAAAUCCAUACUGAGUACUCUCAAUGACCUUCUUGUCCUUCACGUGUUUGAAAAUGGUUUCCGGGAUUACUUGCUACGUCAUCUUCCAGGGAUUGAGGUGAGAGCAAGCAGCCUGUAGCUCUGUGAAUCCUCCUCCUAGUCCUUCUCUAAGAUGAGUGAAAUUUUCUUUCUUCUAGUCCUUUUAGCAACUGUAAAGGUUGCAUAAGAAUGCUUAUCCUCUAAGGUAUCUUUUCAUUUUUCUGCAAUUUGAAUUAUUCUAGCACGUAAAAUGAAAUGGUAUCUUGCAUAUCUAGUAAGCAUACAUUUCAGUUAUAUCAGUUGUGUAUAUACUGGGGAAGAAAACCGAGGAAAGUUUGGUGAAACAGGUUUCCUAAAAUGCCUUUUCCUUUGAAGGAAAGGAUAGGAAGCUGCCUUAGGAAGCUUGUCAAAGCUCUUCUGUAAUAUAAGAGUGCUUGCCAUUUUUUGGAUUUCUUAUUUAAAAUAUGUGAGAUUAAUCUAAUUAGAUGUAUGUAAUGGAAUUAUAUUUCAUUUAUAUAGUUGCUAAGUUAAACCAGCAGUAGUGCUGUGCUUCCAAAAGCUGAGGAAAGCACCAAACGCAAUUACAGUUCUCUGUUAGGUUCCACAUAACUCUGCUACUAAGAGUUAUCCUUUUUUCCUGUAAGUAUGUGCCUAAUUGCAGCAUUGAUUAGAGCUGCAUGUUCACUAAAAGGGAAAAUUGACCCCCGUUGAGAGUAGGUGGUGGAUUAGGUUUUUUUAUUAACAAACCAUCUGCUUGUGUGUGUACUGAAGACAUGUUGAAUGUUCUCUUGAAAAUAAAGUGACAAUUUGAGUCAAUAAACAGGUUUUACUUUCAUCUAAUUCUUGUACCAUGGCAAACAUGCAGAUACUGUGACUGACAGAAAUGAAAGUUCUGCUUCCAUUCCUUCCUGUCUUGUUUUGUGUGGUGGUUUUUUUUUUUCAGGCGAACUAUGAUCUUACACAAUAAGAAUACUUUUAUUUUAGCCAUGGAUUUAAACAGAGGUGGUGGUUUUUGUUUAUCUUUGUGUUUUCCUUGUUGCCUCAGUUAUAACACCAUGAGCACUGUUGUGAAGAUCAGCUAUGCUACUGGUCAUUUAACUGGAACCAACUGUAACUGGAUAAAAAUACAAGUUCACAGAUAGCUUUUAGUCUAAAAAUAUCUGGAGGGGAAUUAAGUGGUUCAACAAGUAACGCUCUAAUGGAUGACAGAGAAUUUCCACCAAACGAUCUACAAAUAGACUCCAAAGACAAUCUUCAAGAUGACUAUAGGGUGGAAAGUUUGGCUUCGUAUUUGGUUUCUUCACCUGAUGAAAAUGAAAAUCAACUUGACAAUGAUGGGAAUGAGGUUCUGACCAGUAGUAGAACUGCUAUGGGAAGACAGGAUAAAGGUGAGCAGGACAGCAUCAACAAUAAUGAGAAUAUGAACAGUGGAGGCUGUACCCCAAGCUGUAAGGAAAGUGAGACUGAAAGGACAUCUGUAAAAGCCCAUAUGGACCCCCAGCUGGAGGAAAAGCCUGUUAUAGAAAAGCAGCAAGGUGGAAAAAGAAGUCCAAGAAGCAAAAGAAGCUCCGGAAAAAAAUCUAAAGGAGUUCCUUCAGUGGGAACCACAGCAAUCAAGGAGGAAAAUACUCUUGUUACACAUACAGAUUCAGUGCAUGCUGAAGGUGCUGUUGAAGCAAGUGAAAAUUCUCACCAAAAAGAACAAAACCAAACAUUGCAGUCCCUUUUCUCUUUGCUCCGUGAAGAGGUUGAGCAGAUGGAUUCAAAGAUACUGCCCCUGUGUCUGCAUCAGAUAGCUGAGACCUAUUUUCAAGAGGAGGAAUAUGAGAAGGCAAUGAAGUUCAUUCAGCUUGAACGAUUGUAUCAUGAGCAGCUACUUGCUAAUCUUUCUUCCAUACAGGAACAGUGGGAAAGAAAAUGGAAAACAGCAGUUUCUAGUCCAGUUAGAACGCUGAGGAAUUCAGCUAAAGAACUGAGUAGUGAAGAGCUGGAAAAGCUUACUAAAGUUUGUUCUUCGCAUCAACAGCCACAGGCACCCAAAAAUAAGCCAGUAGCUGCAGAAAUUACGUGGGAAAGCGGUUGCUUGCUCCAGUUAAUGGGAUCAGAGGAUUCAAAGAAAAGAGAAGCUGCUGCUUUUAAAUCAGGUACUGAAACUUGUCCUGGCAUUGGACCAAAGAAAGAAGAUAAACAGCUGAGCUCUCGUCCUCCAGGUGAAAACAAAACUGAGAGACAGACCGAGACAGCAAGCCUUUUGGUAGCAGCAGGAAAGGACCACAUGGAGGAGCAGCACUGCAGUGCUGAAUCAACAUUGGAGCCACACACCCAGUCCACAGGGACAGUGGGCAGGCCUUCUUCGGGCUGUUUAUCAUCAGGGGAUGCCGGUAAAGAUAACAGUUUGCAGCUGAGAGAAAGGCAGCUCUCUAAGGAUGCAGAAAAAAUAAAAGAGACAGCUGGGGAGCCUGGAGUGAAAAUCUCUUCUGGGCCAAUGGUAGAUGCUGUGGUUUUAACAGAUGCUGAUUAUAUGCCUACUGAUUCGGUUUCUACUGAUAAAGAUGUACAAGCUGAUAAAAAUCUUCUCAGAUCAAAACAUGUUGCUAGCUCUUCAGAAAUUGCUAGUGGCCAGCUCGGAAAUAGUGAUUUAAACCAGCAACAGAAUCAGCCUGAUGAUGAUGACGAAAAAUCUCCCCAGGACAGAAUUGCAUCGAACGUGUGCUCUGGAAGUCAUAAAGUGUCUGAGCAUGAGAGUACUGCCCUUUUACGAGUAUGCAAGGAAAUGCAGAGAGCAGCAGGACAGGAGGAGAAGGUAAAAAAUGAAGAACAAGAAGAUUUUCUUCUUAGACUUUUAAAUGGUAACAUAAUAGACGCUGAAGAAUCGUUUGCAAGCUUAGCAAACCAAGAGGAUUUUGACACUGUUCCAGAUAUUUCACCUGAACGAGCAUCUUACAACUCACUGGAAGCUUUAUCACUAGAUGACAGCUUUUCUUCUCUUGAUGAACUUGCAAGAAGGAUAGAGAUUGCAGAGAUUGCCCCAGCAGAAGGAUUGGUGUCCAUACUGAAGAAAAGAGAUGACAGGGAAGGAAAAGCAAUUGCUCAAGUCCAGCAAAGGCAAACAAAGAGAAGAGUCCGAUUCCAAGAAAUGGAUGACACUUUUGAUCAAGAUGAAGUAGCUGGUGGCUCCUGUAUUUUGCUGAUCCUGCUGUGCAUAGCAACUGUUUUCCUUAGCAUUGGAGGAACUGCACUGUACUGCAGCUUCGGUGACAUGGAAUCCCCGGUGUGUACAGAUUUUGCAGCCAACAUGGAUUUCUAUUAUACCCAGAUAUUGCAGCGUGUGGAAGAACUUAAACGCUGGAUAGCCUUCUCCUAGUUGAAAUGAGCAGAGACGGCACAUUGAGAGCUUACCACUGAUCAUUGGUAGAAAAAAAAAAACUGAUUUCAAGUUCUUGGUAACACUUGCCACCUGCAGGUGUAUGUGAUGAUGUACUUACACUUUUACUUAGAAAUUGAGAAAAAUCCUAGUUUAGCAUUCAGGUGGCAAAAUGUUCACAUCUUAAGCUGUAGCAGCGUGGUAUGGGAGAACAAAAAGUCAUUCUCUUCACCCUUUUAAGAUUACACAAGCAGCUUUUCAAUAACUUGAGCAAGUGAAGAAGAAAGAAGAAAAUUAACUGUCUUCUAUAUACUCUCUCAUUGCCACACCUUGUGUAAGCAAUCUCUGGAAGCUUAGUUAAAGGACAGCUUUGAUUUACAGCUGUUUGUGCAAAGCUGUUGCCUCCAGCUAUCAUGCAAUAAGUCUGUGUUUUACGAAAACAUUAUUUUUCUUCUACGUCUUACUAUUUUUCUCCAUUUUAAUUCUCCUGGUGAGCCACGUAAUAAUUUGGGUGGAGUGAGAAGAGUGCAGCAGCAUUCACAGAGCCCUCAUUUGGUGAAAACAGGCUGACCCUGUAUAUUAUAGCUUAUGGUGAAUAUCAUGAGUGGGAUAAAUCUGCUGGCAGAUUUCACAAAACUUCCUGGAACUUUACUCCCGGUAUUGUGUGGGCUGUUUUAGAAGUAGAAGGAUAAAAAAGAAAUCAUCGGUCUCACUAAACACAGAAACAGGAGCAAGAUGUUCAGUAAAUUAUUCAUGUUACUGUAGAGUGGCUUUGGCCAGUUUUAAAGGACCUGGUAGUAGGUGUUGGGCUAACUGGGUUUUCUGUCCAGCUAUGUCACUGACUUACGGUAAUCACUUUGUGCCUCAGUUUCUCCUCCGUAAAUGGGGAAUAAUGAUCCUUGCCUUUGUCUGUGAAUAUUUAUUGCAAUUAGGGCUCGUGUCUGAUUCUCCUGCAGCCCGGCGGAGCACACAGGAUCACUGAACUGUGUGGCUGCAGCCUCUCUCACUGAGUGAGCACUUAUGUACAGUGCGACUGAUCCAACAGAAGAAAUUCAGAGGCUAGCUUGAGAUCCGCAGUAUGUUGGUAGUCCAGGGCACUCGUUCCAGCAGAGAAAGCACAUUUGCAUCUAUUUGCCCUCCAGAUCUGAGACUCAUAUUGUAAAAUCUGCUCUCUUUUUCUACCAGCUUUAAAUCAGUAAAAGAGUCAUUUUAAAUGGGUAUUUCUAUCACCUGGUGCUCAGCCCUUUCUGUGUGGUAUGUGAGAGAAACACUGACGUGACGGCAAAGGUCAGAAUUAGUGACACAGGCCUUUGGCCCACGCUAUGGUCAAAAUGUGGCAGCUGUUCUCGUGCAGAGCAUGAUGUUGAUGGUGGUGUGUGAAAUGAGUCCUUCACACCUCAGAAAACAGCAGUUUUGAGGGGUCUGCUUCGCUCCGCUCCCAUCUCCAGCUUAUUAAUGUUGUUUGAUGCAGUUCCUUCAGGUUUAGGAUACUAUUUUGUAAACUACUACAAAGUGAAAUCUUCAAGAUAUUGCUCAGAGUUAUAACAUUAACCAGUCAUGCUUUCUGCCAUUUGCAAGUCGAUGUCCCUCUAGUGAGCUUGAUUGUUCCUAACGCACUGUUAUACUUAACGGGUUUUUAAAGUGAAAGUUAAAAUCAUGUUUUUUCUAGAAUAAACUGCAUGUAUGAUUUCUUUUUUGGUUUUCACUGCUGAGGCUUGAUUUAUCUAUACCUUAGGAAGCCUCAUGUGCAGCUCUAUAUUAAAGUAGCAAAUUUAAAAUACCCAAAUUAAGGAAAACUUUUGCUUUCACAAUGAAACUUACGAAUGGUAGUUUGGCAUAUUUUUUGUUGGUUAUUCUCAGAGCAUUAUAAAGCUGGACUAAUGUAAGGGAGAAAGGGAGAGAUGCUUUUGUAUUUUAAAGUGUUACUGGCUGGUUCAGUGUAUUAUUUUAAUUUCCGGUUUAUGUAUUUAUUUAGUUUUUAUUUUAAAGAAAAACUUAAUUUUCUUCUUUUUUUGGUAAUUUACUCAGAGUAAUUAAGCAUGCAUUUGAUAAAAUAUGUAUUUAUAGUGAUUGUGUAGUUAAAAUAUAUUUUGCAUUUCUGUAACUUUGCAUUGAGUGUUUCAGGAUAUUAAGUUUGUUCCUAAAAGACUACUGUUGAUUUCAGCUUAAAAAUCUGUUUAAGUUUUUGUGCACUUCAUCACCAAAAAGAUCAAGAGGUAUAUAUAGAACUAUUUAUUCAAAAAUAUAUGAGAUAUGAAGAUCGAAGAUCUUCUACGUUUGUUUAAUUAGAACUAUUUUAAAAUAAUUAUUUUAUUUAAAACUGUAAAUCUAUUUAAAGUCAAAGCAAUUUUUAAUAAGCGGUUCAAUUUAAAAUCCAUGGUCCAAAUCCUGGUACGGCAGCUUUGUGUUAUAUUCCCAGUGCAAAGAUUCGCUAACAUCAGCAGAACUGCCUACAAGAAGACCAUGAAAGGGUAGCACGCCACUUUACAACAUGCAUCUGAGAAAAAAUGAGUUCCCAGAUGUUCUGUGUAGCUCAGCUACCUUACACUGGUGCUGUAACAUGGAGCAUCUCUCCAGCCUUCCUGGCCUAUGCCGAGGUACUGCUCCUGCAAGGUGUCUCAGGAUUUGGGGGAGCAGAAGGAGCACAUUUGCACAGGCUGCCCAGCUCCUCAUCUGAGCUCUUCACUCCUCAGUUGCAGUUGAGGACUUGAGUCUGGAUCUAAUUUCCGUCGGCAUUCCUUUAUAAGAAGCGGAUAGUACUAACUCUUGCUUCGCCUGACAAUUCUGCUGGUACACGCAGUUUGGCUGGUCUGUACUACGUUAUCAGACUUGCAGCUACCAAUGUAAAAGAUGUGCUUUGUUUGAACACCAAGGAGUGUGCGGGUUGGCUUCGUGUUGGCAUUCCCAUGUGUUCUGUUCCUUCUUGAUUGCUAGUGACAUUGCUUCCACCUGGGUGGCCCGAGGGGUGAGGAUCUUAGGGAAAUCCGAGCUGAAAGUCGAUUUGAACGGUUAUCCUCAUCUGAGGAUUUUGUGGUAAAAUAGUGCUGAACAGCAGCUAGGAGUGAAAUAGGAAGCAAGGAGAGGGAAAAGGCUUUUUCUGCCCUUUGUGCAUCUGUAAAGCCUUCUGUGUGUAAGUUUUCAUUUACUCUCUUGCCUUCCCUGCCACUGUCUGUAUGGUUGUUCUGCUUGGCAGCAGAGGAAACAUUGUGCCAGUGUAAAAACGUUUGUAGCCAGUAGGAAAAUUCAGGGAAUGGUUCAGUGCUUGGCAGUAGUUAAAACUAAUUCCUUGAAGGUUGACUGGGAUGUCAUGGUGGUAGUUCAUCUUCAAAGAUGGAAGUUGUGGGCACUUAAUCACCUGCCGCACUCUACCAGAAACCCCGCCUUCCAGUUUAUUCAGUGAGUGUAGUUAUUUUUAGAAAGGUUCUUGUGAUGGAGCAAAACCAAGAAGACACUUUGUGUCCAUUCAGCAUAAGCUGCCAAAAAGAGCUUUCUGAUGACAUAAUGAGCACCCUCACCCCAAAUUACAUGAAGCACACCGAGAAAAGCACUAUGCUGCAGCAUAGCCACGCUGUACCGCAGGCUCGUUUUCAAGCAGUGUCAGUAAGGAAGCGUUUUCACAGCCGAGAUGUGCCAGGAGAAGCUUGUAAUCUAGACACAGCCCGUGUUUUAAGAUUUGUCCAGUAUCUUUGCUCUCAUGCUUGGAAAAUGCAUAGCACUGGUCUCACACAGCAGGAAGUAGCCUAACCAAAGGGAAGACUCUUGUUAGAGUUCUCUGGGAGGAAAGGGCAAGCUUGAAAUAUCAAAUGAGCAGAGUAGAUUGGAAGUCCAAGUUCUUGUGUGAUUGGGCAUUAUUCCACUCAAUAACCAAAGGGGAUGCUACCCUCCCAGGAAAAUAUCUUUGCCUACUUUGUACCAUAAUGUAAAACCAAGACCAUCUGAAAGGACUAAUAACCAUUUGUAACAAAUUUAACUUUAGCUACUUUUAGCAAAAGGAGUAAAUAAUUGUUUGAAACCAUCACCCAAGCUUGUAAUUUAAAUACUGUAGCAAAAAAAAAAUAAAAAUAAAAAAUGUCCCAAAGAAAAUAUAUGAACCUUUUUGGGUACUGUUAUUUUUAAAUAUAUGAAAACACUGAGAUGAUGUUCUGUGAAAUUCAAGUAGUAUCACCAAGGAGAAUUUUAUGAUCAAACCCAAACCAGAAGGGUAAAUGAGGAUAAAAUGCAUAAGGUUUUGUUUGGUUUUUGGUGAAAUGUAGGUUUCAUGGGUUUGUUGGUUGGUUUGUCUUUGUUUUAAUAGCUAAAUGAAAACCCAGCCUCUUCGCAGAGCAUGGUUUCUCUAGACAGCUGUGUUUAAAGUAAUGAAUUGUUACCUUACUUCUUUGCUCCAAAAGAAAGUAUUGGAUGGUAAGUUUCAGAAAUCCUAGGGUGGGUGACUUGCUAAGAGAUCACAGGCCGGUCCGCUUUUUGAGUUCAAUUGAACAAAACCAAAUCAACUCCAACUCCGCCCAGCCCAACCCAGCUGCCUCCGAUUUGAACAGGAGCGUGCCAACACUGCGUUUAGCAGCAUCCCCCUUCCUUGGCUCUUCCCCCAUGAGCCACCAAAUGAGGCCACCCAGGAUCUUAGACUGGCUGAAAAACUAGUGAAAUCCUACGAGGAAAUGAGUUGGUUUUGUUAAUCUUGUUCUGUUUUUGUCAUCUUUCUGUUUUAUAUUUUGUAACUAUUCUUCACAGCCAGAAAAGAGGAAAAGUAUAAUAAUGUAAAUGGAGGAAAAAAAAAAAGAGAUUUGUGUAUAAUUUCAUUGGAACUUGAGAUAACAUCUCAUAUAGCUACCUAAGGAAGCUUAAAGUAUUUCAUGUCUCUAAAGAGACAUUUAACUCAAACUUUAAAGAUCUAAUGAUCUUUAGGCAUUGCUUCUUUGAAGCUCUUUUUAUUAUUUGUGGGUUUUAUUAUUUUGGAUUAAAUGGCAUGGUAAUUCUUCUCUGGCUUAAUAAGAGCCUAGGGUUCAUUGUAUCCAACAUUGUACAAGAAUUGUGUUCAUCUCAUGAAGGAAGUGAUGAUGGGGAGUAGAUGCCUGCUUUGUUUUAAAGAGUAGCUCUGUGAUGGCUAAGCUGUUACAGAAUCGAUAUGGAAUUUCAGCCAAAGGUCUGAUUCUGCCCUUAGGCAUCUUGAGCUUGCUGUUAAUGACAAACAGGCUAAAAUUAAAAAUAAACAUGAAAAAUAAACAGGCACUACUGAAGCACACCCACAGUUUCAAAGGCACGGCUAACAUCAGACCUAAGUCCUCUAUUAAUCUAAAAUUGUUGAGCUGCACUUUCUUGAAAACAAGCUUGAAUCCAGCUUCACAUGACAGUAGGUCAGUCAGCUCUCCCCUUUUUCUUUCAGCCAAGAAACUGUCUGGCAGUAUCAUCUUUGAGCCAAAAUAGGCCCCGAUGUAGGACUCAUUUGCUAGGCUGUUGGGGAAGUUUUCCAGUAACGCUUUUGUCAAGUUACAGUUAAUGGUUGUGUCCAAUUUCAUUGCACAGCAUUGAAACUGAACUUAAGCCCCACAGUUGUGCUUUCAUAGGCUAAUCAUCUUUAAAGCCGUUAUCAAAAACAACUUUCAGAGUGAGAACUAUAGAUUUGUUUUUUUCUUCAGAAAGUGCCAUGUGCCUAGUACUGCAAUGAGAAAAUGUCACUGUUUUUUGCAGUUUUGCCGCAACACUGCUGGAUUUCACAAUUGCUGUUGGUAAUCCGUGGAAGCAGAGGCAAUGCAGCAUUUCCUACAGCGCAUCCCUGCAGCUGGUCGGUGCUCGUUCAGCUGUCCUCAGCGUGGCUUUCAUGAGAAAGACUUUGUUACAUCGCAAGUGGCGGUGAAAGCAGGUCUGUGCUAGAAGUCGAGCAACCUGAGCUCUGUGAGGCUACAGGAUUAGCAGGGGUAUUUUGAUAUGACUUUUCUGUGCUAGCUGAAUUCAGUGCACUGUAGAAAGGGCAGAGAAAAGAGAGCAAAAGGUUUGAAUCAUUAAAGAUCCGUGAAUUUCAGUAAGACAAAAUGUCAGCAUCUACCAUCGUAGAAGUUAGCAAAGUUGCUCCAAAAUGUCCCACUGCAAGUAGUAGGUAAAUGUAGAUUUGAAAAAGGUAGAAAGAAAAGAAAAAAGAAAGAAAAAAAACCUAUAUGCUGAGGAUUCCUAAUGGCAUUCCUAAUUCAAAGAUCUGAGUCUUUUAGGUACAAGUUGGUAAGUAAGGGGGGGAACUUCUCAAGAUUGUACAAAUGUUAUAGGCAAAGGGCUGCAGAAAACUUAGUAAAGACCUUUGAAAGAGGAUCAAAAAAUGUAUUGGUAAAAGAUGAAAAAUAUUUUGGAUAAUGGCAUCUACCAGGGGUGGUGUUUUUUCCAACUAGAUUUUAUAGAA
Molecule: messenger RNA, 15281 nt
Organism: Cygnus olor (mute swan)
Lineage: Eukaryota; Metazoa; Chordata; Aves; Anseriformes; Anatidae
Gene: CNST
Product: consortin, connexin sorting protein
Exons: 13
Coding region: 6731-8896 (721 amino acids)
Biological process (GO): positive regulation of Golgi to plasma membrane protein transport
Cellular component (GO): transport vesicle; plasma membrane; trans-Golgi network
Molecular function (GO): connexin binding
Source: RefSeq, a predicted model, not a curated record